Notothenia coriiceps (black rockcod) is the source of this 2562-nucleotide messenger RNA. RefSeq names its product tyrosine-protein kinase HCK-like. The record is from RefSeq and is a predicted model, not a curated record. Gene Ontology annotation, biological process: protein phosphorylation. Bases 86 to 673 code for a protein of 195 amino acids. Gene Ontology annotation, molecular function: ATP binding; protein tyrosine kinase activity. The transcript is spliced from 4 exons. Lineage: Eukaryota; Metazoa; Chordata; Actinopteri; Perciformes; Nototheniidae.
AAAUAUACAUAGGUUAUUUUGUUGAUUUAUGCUUAUGGUAAAUAUAUGUUGAGUGCAUUGAGCUUUACAUGCAGCAGAUGUGUUAAUGUUUCUGUGUGUGGCCACAGGCAGUUUAUUAGACUUCUUAAAGAGUGAUGAAGGAAACCGUGUCCAGCUCCCCAAGCUCAUCGACUUCUCUGCCCAGAUUGCAGAGGGCAUGGCUUUCAUUGAGCAGAGGAACUACAUCCACAGAGACCUGAGGGCUGCCAACAUCCUGGUCAAUAAGGCUUUGGUGUGCAAAAUUGCUGACUUUGGCCUCGCCCGUAUCAUUGAAGACAACGAGUACACAGCCAGAGAAGGAGCAAAGUUCCCCAUCAAAUGGACGGCCCCUGAGGCCAUCAACUAUGGCUCCUUCACCAUCAAAUCAGACGUCUGGUCCUUUGGUAUCUUGCUGACUGAGAUUAUCAGCUAUGGACGCACACCAUACCCAGGGAUGACCAACCCGGAAGUGAUCCGUGCCCUGGAGAAGGACUAUCGGAUGAAGCGCCUGGACAGCUGCCCCGUGGAACUCUAUGAUAUCAUGCUGGAAUGCUGGAAAAACAAGCCUGAGGAGCGUCCCACCUUUGAGUACCUGCAGAGCGUCCUGGAGGACUUCUACACAGCCACAGAGAGCCAGUAUCAGCAGCAGCCAUGAGACAUGUCUUCUCUUAGUGCUGUUCAUUCUCACAGCAGGUCCACUUUCUACAGUGCUUUCUCCAGAGCACACACAUGUUCUCUCUUUACCACUUUCUGUUUCUCUUUUGCACACACACAACCAUCAUAGAGACUGUACAAACAUUAUUGGGGAGGGUUGAAAGUUUUUUAAAUAUAUUUGUAGCAAGCUGAUGAUUACUGAUACUAACAUUUUAUUUUUAUUUUUAUUCAGCCCUCAUUCCUUAGAAUGAGAACAUUUAAAGUAAUAGGACUACAGAAUAGAAAUACAAAAACAAUAUUAGCAACGUAUCAUUUAUUAUUAUUACUAAUGCAAAAACAUUAUGAGAAAAUAUUCUUACCUCCUACUCUUACUACCAGUCUGAUGAUGAUCUGAAGGUGUGGAUUUAGGUUAACAUGACCACAGCUGCAUCAGGUCUACUGGAUAUUUGUCUGCACAAAACUGACCGUAAAUCGUCUGUUUCCUUCACAGUUAUUCCACUGAAUUUUAAAGAUGAACAUUCAUAAACAUAAAUAUAAAUAAAUGAAUUGAAUUUGAAUAAAUGCAUAAGUAAUUAGUGUCACACAACAGGUAUAAAUAAAGAGCAAGGACAGUUUGUUUUCUAAAUGUAAGUAAAAAUAGCACCUUUGCUUGGAUAAGCUCUAAUAGUGAACAGGCAAGCACAUCAAGACUGGUAUUUUUCGCAAAUUGGAAAGGGAAAGCUGGAUUUAAAACAAUCUGACCAUAUACUGUGCUGUAAAAUAGUCUGACUGCUAUUUUUCUAAAAAUAUACAGUAUAUAUAUAAAAUAACAAUAUAGAUAGCCAAUCCCACUUCUCUACCCUGAGCCUCUUAUACUGUAUGUACAGUCUCUUGUAAAAAAGUACAGAGUAACAAGAUAUGUCUAUAUCCACAAACAAACAAAAAAGGCCACCUGAGUCACAUGGAAGACACUGGAUUUAGUUGUUGUGCUCCACCACAUAUUGUGCAUCCUGCUCCAUAACACAGAUGUAAUGAUGAAAUGUGUAAAGCGGUCUGAUAAUACUGUGUUUAAGCCAACCAUUCAGCUGUGACUGUCCCUCCUUCUCUGGUUAAAUCUGCAGGGUUUAACAUGUGAAAGGAGAGUGUUUGUUACAACGUGCAAGAUAUAGUGUAUGCUUUACCCUAUAUUUAUAUAUGUUCCAUGCUGUGGAUUGUUUUAGCAAUACUCCUUCAAUGUGCCUUUUUUAGGUGUUGUUACUUUUUUUCAAACAUUUAUAAUAUAUUCCACACGCUCUGUAUAAAUAAGGUGUGUACAAUUAAAUACAAAAAUGUAGGAAUAGCAUUUAAUGUGAAGCCAUAUUAACUGAUGAUGCUUUUUUAUCCUUUCCGCCCAUUACUUUGGUGGUGCUGUAUUUGGGAACUAAAUGAAAAAGCAGUGCAAAUAUAUCCAAACAUCGUUUGGCCUUGUUUUAUUCUGAGUAAAACAAUAAUUUAUUUGUGAAAAUGGAACAUGAGUUUAUCUUGAAUGCAGUGAUCUUUCCAGAAGGAAACACUUUUUCUAUCAUUUUUUUUGUGAAGCACUCAUUAAGGCUUACUCUUUGUUUGGAUGAUGGGAUUCUUGUAGGAAUGUGUUUUUUUGACAAAAAUCCUAAAAUAUCAAAGGGAAUGCAUUUAAUAAUCUAAGAAUUUGUAAUGUGAUGAUUGGUACCCUUCUGAAUUCUGUGAGUAACAAUAUCUGAGAGGAUGGUGAACAUAUUGAAUCAAUGCCCUGUGCUAUAUAUGAAUUCAUCUGGUUACUAAUGUUUUUCAGUUUUUCUUUAACAAUAUAUUAAUAGUGGCAUAUUUUGUUAAACGCUUUGUUCAAUGCAACUCUGGGGACCAUAUUCAAAUAAAAGGUUUUAUUAGCAUUUA